UUUACAUAAUUAUCAAAUCAUUGCAAUAUUCUUCAAAAAUAUGUGGGCAAGCUUAAACUUCGUGUUCAUCUCAUUGGUUGUUCUUUUGCUGAGAGAUAUUACAUACGCGACAAACAACACAAAGGAUAUUCCUACAACAAAUCCAGCUCUAACCUCGUCAACUACAAUUCCAACUAUGAUGACAAACCAACCUCCAACUACCAUGGUAAACCAGGCCCCAAAAAUUCAAGAAGAAGCGGACGAAAAGGUGGAUCCUUCUAAAAGUCAUGAGUGCCCUAUCACUGCAAAACUUUAUGAUCUUGCACUUGCAACGAGAGGGAAUGGGAAGAAAAGGAAUUGCACAGAACCGGGUUGUUUCUUCAUCUACGAACAAGAGAAUCUCGGAUGGGAAUUCCCUGCCUUCCUUAUUGAAAAUAAGAAGAGAGGAAGGUUGUUGUACUUGACUGGUUGCCGUUAUGAUAUCCCAUUGCUACUAGAGCGCACCGUAGGAAUCGAACGAAUUCAUCGAGCCCUUAGGGCACUCCGUGCCUGUUAUAUCGGGGAGAGAGUUGAAGCAGAAAAGGCCUACUUUUGUCAACCCGAAUAUAAAGAAAAUGGGACAAACUUCGCUCUUAAUCAAGGAAUGGAACAUAGUAUUCGAGAAGAUGGGGAACGUGACACUUGGGUUGGACGGUUUCUGCCUAGUACACAAAAUAGAUGCUUCAACAAUUUCAUUGAAGGAAUGUUCUACGUGAAUGAUGAUGGAAAUAGCAUUCUUGUGUGUUGCAGUAAUGGAAAUAAGGAUAAAAUGUUUAAACAAAUAUGCCAUGAUACUAGUUCGGAGAUCAAUAAACUUAAGUGGCGUGAUCAAAUAGACGAUUAA
Meloidogyne enterolobii is the source of this 862-nucleotide messenger RNA. Lineage: Eukaryota; Metazoa; Nematoda; Chromadorea; Rhabditida; Meloidogynidae. The record is from the annotation of a GenBank genome assembly.